CCCAAACCUCCAGAAAGCAACAAAUCUUUCCCCCAGAACCAAAAAAGUCACAAUCGUUGGGCAAUAAAUUUCAACAUUUCAGCAAUUGGAUAAAUCUUCGAUCAGCAUUCCCAAGGAAGUGUUGAACCACACUCCCCCAAGUUCUUCGUUAUAAAAAAUUCCCCAAAUUCGAUUCUCCCCAGUCCAUCCAUCGAUCGCGACCAUGUCCGGGGAGGAAUUGUUCGUCGGCUCCGUCGAUCAAGGCACCACCAGCACGCGAUUCAUCAUCUACGAUGGAUCGGGGAAAGUCGUCGGAUCGCAUCAGACUGAGUUCACUCAAUUCUAUCCCCAAUCAGGAUGGGUGGAGCACGAUCCGGUGGAGAUUCUGGAGAGCGUGAGGCUGUGCAUUGCGAAGGCUGUGGACAAGGCGACUGCUGCAGGCCAUAAUGUCGAUAGCGGGCUGAAGGCCAUUGGAUUGACCAAUCAGAGAGAGACAUCUGUCGUUUGGAGCAAAUCCACUGGCCGUCCUCUUUACAACGCCAUUGUUUGGAUGGACGUCCGUACAAGCUCCAUUUGCAGAAAACUCGAGAAAGAGUUGCCGGGGGGAAGAACACAUUUUGUGGAGAGCUGCGGGUUGCCGAUCAGCACCUACUUCAGUGCACUGAAGCUCCUAUGGCUUCUUGACAACGUCGACGACGUGAAGAAAGCAGUCGAGAAUGGCGACGCGUUGUUUGGAACCAUCGACACGUGGUUGAUCUGGAACAUGACGGGAGGGGCGAAGAACGGUUUACACAUUACAGACGUGUCUAACGCCUCACGAACGAUGUUGAUGAACCUUAAGACCCUAGAUUGGGACGAGAAAACUCUCAACAUACUCGGGAUCCCCGCGGGAAUUCUUCCAAAGAUCGUGAGCAAUGCCGAGGUUAUCGGGACCAUCGGAAAAGGCUGGCCGAUUCCCGGAGUCCCGAUAUCCGGCUGCCUCGGCGACCAGCACGCGGCAAUGGUGGGACAGGUGUGCCGGAAAGGCGAAGCCAAGAGCACGUACGGGACGGGUGCGUUUAUACUUUUGAACACGGGGGAGGAGAUCGUUAAGUCGACUCACGGAUUGUUGAGCACGAUGGCGUACAAGCUUGGGCCGAAGGCAGCGACGAAUUACGCGCUCGAAGGCUCGAUUGCGAUCGCCGGGGCGGCGGUUCAGUGGCUGAGGGACAGUCUCGGGAUAAUCAAGACGGCGAGCGAGAUCGAGGUGUUGGCGAAGCAGGUCGAAAACUCUGGAGGGGUUUACUUCGUUCCCGCGUUCAACGGGCUGUUCGCGCCGUGGUGGCGCGACGAUGCGAGAGGCGCGUGCGUUGGGAUCACGAGGUUUACGAACAAGUCACACAUCUGUCGGGCCGUGCUCGAGAGCAUGUGCUUUCAGGUGAGGGACGUGCUUGACUCCAUGCACAAAGAUAUCAGCGACAAGGGCGAGACGAAGAACGAGAACGGCGAGUUUCUUCUACGAGUCGACGGCGGCGCCACCGUGAACAACCUACUUAUGCAAAUUCAGGCGGAUAUUUUGGGGAGCCCGGUUUUGAGGCCGAGUGAUAUAGAGACGACGGCGUUGGGGGCAGCGUAUGCGGCGGGAAUCGGGGCUGGAAUUUGGACGGAAGAGAAGGUGUUUUGUGCAGGUUUAGGAGGUGGGGAGAAGGUGGAGAAGGCUAUAAUAUUCAGACCCGCCAUUGAAGAAGAGGUGAGGAAGAAGAAGGUGGAGUCAUGGUGCAAGGCAGUUUCGAGAACCUUUGAUUUGGCUGAUCUCUCUCUGUAAUCAUAAAAUAUUUUACUUCAUUAUGUGUUUUCUUGCUUUUCUUGUUGGGUUCUGAAAUUACUUCUUGCUCUCAACUUUGUCGUGGACUGUUCAUGGCUUUGAUUAUAAAUAAAUACUGUGAAAAUUACGUUGAAAAAAAAUAAAAAUAAAUCCGUAAUAUGAUUGCUACUA
This is a messenger RNA of Andrographis paniculata, 1954 nucleotides long. Its product is annotated as glycerol kinase-like. The record is from RefSeq and is a predicted model, not a curated record. Gene Ontology annotation, biological process: glycerol-3-phosphate biosynthetic process; glycerol metabolic process; triglyceride metabolic process. Lineage: Eukaryota; Viridiplantae; Streptophyta; Magnoliopsida; Lamiales; Acanthaceae. The transcript has 4 exons. Gene Ontology annotation, cellular component: mitochondrion. The coding region runs from base 203 to 1783 and encodes 526 amino acids. Gene Ontology annotation, molecular function: glycerol kinase activity.